Fundulus heteroclitus (mummichog) is the source of this 2148-nucleotide messenger RNA. It is a transcript of the gene far1, whose product is annotated as fatty acyl CoA reductase 1. Lineage: Eukaryota; Metazoa; Chordata; Actinopteri; Cyprinodontiformes; Fundulidae. Gene Ontology annotation, cellular component: peroxisome. The coding region runs from base 1 to 1554 and encodes 517 amino acids. Gene Ontology annotation, biological process: long-chain fatty-acyl-CoA metabolic process. The record is from RefSeq and is a predicted model, not a curated record. Gene Ontology annotation, molecular function: alcohol-forming very long-chain fatty acyl-CoA reductase (NADP+) activity. The transcript has 12 exons.
AUGGUGAACAUCCCAGAAUACUAUGCAGGGAAAAAUGUGCUGAUAUCUGGAGCAACAGGUUUCAUGGGGAAGGUUCUGCUGGAGAAGCUGCUGAGGUCCUGCCCAGGGGUUAAAGCCGUUUACGUGUUGGUUAGGUCGAAAGCCGGACAGAGUCCCAAGGCCCGCGUGGCUGACAUGAUUAACUGCAAGUUGUUUGAAAGAUUGCAAGCAGAGCAGCCAGACUUUGCAGAGAAGAUCAUCGCGGUGAACAGUGACCUCACGCUGCUGGAGCUCGAUCUUAGCAAAGAGGAUCAGGGCAUCCUGGUUGAAAACAUAAACGUGGUCUUCCACUGUGCCGCAACAAUCCGCUUCAAUGAGCCGCUCAAAGAUGCGAUGCAGCUCAAUGUCCUGGCAACACAGAAGAUGCUGGCGCUGGCCCACAGGAUGAAGCACCUGGAGAUCUUUAUUCACGUCUCCACAGCCUACGCCCACUGUGACCGAGAGGUCAUCGAGGAGGUCGUGUACCCUCCUCCUGUAAACUACCGCAAACUCAUGGACAGUCUGGACUGGAUGGACGACGAUUUGGUAGCAACACUGACCCCCAAGCUCAUUGGAGAGCGUCCCAACACUUACACCUACACCAAGGCUUUAGCUGAGUACCUGGUGCAGCAGGAGGCUGGAGACCUCAAUGUCGCCAUCGUCAGACCCUCCAUUGUUGGCGCUAGCUGGAAAGAGCCAUUCCCUGGCUGGAUUGACAACUUCAAUGGACCCAGUGGCAUAUUCAUUGCUGCUGGAAAAGGGAUCCUGCGUACGAUGAGGGCAUCCAAUGACGCCGUUGCUGACCUGGUCCCAGUAGAUGUGGUCAUUAAUACAACUCUAGCGGCAGCUUGGUUCUCUGGAUCACAAAGAGUCAACAGGCCUAGAAGCAUCCUAGUGUACAACUGUACAACUGGUGGGAUCAACCCAUUUCGCUGGGGCGAAGUCGAGUACCAUGUAAUAUCCACAUUCAAGAGGAACCCCCUCGACCAGGCCUUCCGUCGGCCCAAUGUUAAUCUCACAUCCAAUCACCUAAUCAAUCAGUACUGGAUUACCGUGAGCCACAAGGCUCCGGCCUUCCUUUACGAUCUGUACCUCAGGCUGAUCGGACGAGAGCCCAGGAUGAUGAAGACAAUCACUCGUCUGCACAAAGCCAUGAUGGUCCUGGAGUAUUUCACCAGCCAUUCAUGGGUUUGGAACACAGACAAUGUGGCCAUGCUGCUGUCCAACAUGAGCCCCGAGGAUAAGAAGGUGUUUAACUUUGAUGUGCGCCAGCUGAACUGGGCAGAGUACAUGGAAAGUUAUUGCAUGGGCACGAAAAAAUACGUCCUCAACGAGGAGCUGUCGGGGCUGCCUGCUGCACGCAAACACCUCAACAAGCUGAGGAACAUCCGAUACACCUUCAACACCAUCCUGGUGGUCCUCAUUUGGCGCGUCUUCAUCGCCCGUUCCCAAAUGGCCCGUAACAUCUGGUACUUUGUGGUGAGCCUCUGUUUCAAGUUCCUCUCGUACUUCAGAGCCUCCUCCACCAUGAGAUAAUGAAGCGGGGACGCGGAGCAAGGCAGCGAGUUGGGGGGGAUGAUGAAGACUGCGGCUGCAGACUAUGAGAGGCCCGACGCUCUGAGCGCAAGGAAGGAAAUGAGCUCCUGGACGAGCCUGGAGUCUGCAGUGACUUAAGAUCUUAAACAUCCAGCUUCUGUCCAACCUGAUUUAUCACUCUUUAAAAUACGGGAUUUGUCACAGACCUGCAGUGAACCGGCGAAUCACGACGAAGACCUCGUUCUGUUUCCCUUCAGUCCUACCGCACAUCCUGCAAAGCUAUGCAUUAAUCGAUGCUCUGCUCCAAAGCCCUCUGGCAGUUUUUUUUUUUUUUUUUUUUUUUUAAAUGAGUCCCUUCAGUCUUCUACGGCCAAAACUUACUCCGCAAGAACAGAGAAAUUAGUUCUCUCACCCAGAGAUGCAAGAACCCAAUUGCAUAAUCCUGCUCUUCCUGGUUCUGUAUUCACCUUUUUCCUUGUGUAUGAAUAUGAAGCUGGUGUGCUGCAGCGGGGGAGACCCAUGGGAGACUACAGGAACUCAAGUGCAGAAAUCUUCUGGCAAAGUAUGAAACCUCCCAACAAGAAAGAAACGGAU